GAUAAACAGUUGCAUGUGGUUGCUGCGAUGGGAAGAAAGCGUGAUCCUGCUGCCUCCAGAAAGGGUCCUGGUAGGAAAACUAGGAAGCAAAGCGCUCCACAGAUGCCAAGAAACUUGCUGACACAAGACGAGGUUGAGAGAAAGUUGAACUAUAGAAGGAGAAGAGAACUGAUAAAGCAGACUAAACAGUCUAAACGAAAGAGAGAACCGGGUGUAUCUAAUAAAUUAUCUGCAAAGAAAAAGAAAUUUGAAGCAGAAGCAUUGGCCAAGAAGUUAGAUGACUUGGAGUCGGCAGAAGAAGAUGACCUUGAUCAAGACAUUGAGGAGAGUGGAUCUGAUAUACCGCCUGACGAGUUUGAAGGUCAAGACAGCAAAGAAUCUUCUGGGAGUGAAUCUGAAGAAGAUGGAUUGUUGCUAAACAUUGAAACUAAGUCAGAGAAAUUGGACAAAAAGAAAGAGAAGGAGCUAGAAAUGGAAGACCUAGAGGCUAAGUCAAGAGCUAGAGAUUAUGAAAACUUUAUUUUACCAACAGCAACAGAGUUGGAAGCAGAAGAUGAAGCAACUGAUUUAAGUGCAAUUUACGAACGGAUCAAAAGCAAUGUGCAUGUACUGAACAAUUUCAAAGAGCUACGAAUGGAGGGCAGAUUCAGAAAGGAAUACAUGAGUUUGCUUAUGAGGGACCUGUCCAUGUACUACAGUUACAACGAUUUCCUUAUGGAACAAUUUGUCAACUUAUUUCCACUUUCAGAAUUGUUAGAGUUCCUUGAAGCUAAUGAAGUCCAGAGACCUGUCACUAUCCGAACGAACACUCUGAAGACAAGACGGAGAGACCUUGCACAGGCAUUGAUCAACCGUGGAGUGAAUUUAGAUCCAGUUGGAAAGUGGUCAAAAGUUGGCCUGGUAGUGUAUGACUCAUCAGUGCCAAUUGGAGCAACACCUGAGUAUAUGGCUGGGCAUUAUAUUCUACAAGGAGCUUCAUCUCUUCUUCCUGUGAUGGCAUUAGCUCCGCAGGAGAAUGAACGUGUACUGGACAUGUGUGCUGCACCCGGUGGAAAGACAACAUACAUUGCAAGUCUGAUGAAAAAUACUGGAAUAUUGGUUGCCAAUGAUAUAAACAAAGAACGAACAAAAUCUCUUGUGGCAAAUGUUCACAGAUUAGGUGUGCUAAAUACAAUUAUAUGCUACUAUGAUGGACGAAAGUUUUCAACAGUAAUGUCUGGUUUUGAUCGAGUCUUAUUAGAUGCACCAUGUAGUGGAACGGGUGUUAUAGCAAAGGACAGUUCAGUGAAAACGGGCAAGGAUGAUAAGGACAUCAAGAGGUGUGCUCACUUACAAAAACAGCUUAUACUCUCAGCUAUAGAUUGUAUUGAUGCACGGUCAUCUACUGGUGGCUACAUUGUGUAUUCCACGUGUUCUAUAAUGGUAGAUGAAAAUGAAGGAGUAAUAGAAUAUGCCUUGUCUAAGCGAAAUGUCAAAGUUGUAGCAACAGGUUUGGAUUUUGGAGCUGAAGGAUUUUGCAGAUUUCGAGGAAAGUCUUUCCAUCCUUCACUCAGACUGACAAGGCGAUUUUAUCCGCAUACGCAUAACAUGGACGGAUUUUUUGUAGCCAAGCUGAAGAAGUUCUCAGACAAGAUUCCUGUCGUUACAGAAGACCAGACUUUGGAGGAAACUGCAACUAGCAAAACUUUGUAGAAUCAUCAGGUACAGUAUUGAGACUGUAAAGAAUACCGUAGACGUCAUAUACCAGGUCAUUCCGGUGUGAGAAUGUUGAAGUACUCGUAUUACGGUCAUAUCAAACAGUGUUAGUCGAAUUUAUUUUGCAACCUUUCAGUUCACGCAUGCAUCCACAUGCUUGGAAGAGUAUGUGUUGCCUCUUCCAUUGCCAGAAAUGUUGCAAUGCGAGUACGCGUGCUCUCUCGUAGAUAUAGCGCAUGUUCUGACUGGAAGUCUAUAGCUAGUAAUAUGCAUGCUAUAGAACUUGGUGUGCCGGGCAGCAUUUUAGUACGGUUUCGCAUGUAAAAUUCUAGAAGUAUAGCAAUAAUUGUUUCCAGGCUUAG
This is a messenger RNA of Corticium candelabrum, 2057 nucleotides long. Its product is annotated as probable 28S rRNA (cytosine(4447)-C(5))-methyltransferase. Gene Ontology annotation, cellular component: nucleolus. Bases 28 to 1692 code for a protein of 554 amino acids. The record is from RefSeq and is a predicted model, not a curated record. Gene Ontology annotation, biological process: maturation of LSU-rRNA; rRNA base methylation. Lineage: Eukaryota; Metazoa; Porifera; Homoscleromorpha; Homosclerophorida; Plakinidae. Gene Ontology annotation, molecular function: RNA binding; rRNA (cytosine-C5-)-methyltransferase activity. The transcript has 22 exons.